AUCUCCUUGGACGAAGGAGAAGAAGAAGAAGCAGUCACAUUCCAAAGCAUUUCUCGAACGCCUGUUCUUGCAUUGGACUAAUCGCAGCUUGUGUCCUUCUACCAUGAAUAAGGCCAAGGCUGCGGCGGUGAAACCCGAACCCCAGGUCGAACCGACACGGAUCCUCGCAGAAACUGUUCCUUUGCCUGCCGAACAACUUGCCCCUCCUCCUGUUGAACAACCUGCCUUGCCACUUCCAGAGCCUGCUCCGCAACUUGAGCCACAGCCCGUCCCAGAGCCUGCUCCGAAACCUACAGUAAGGCUUGUCCUACCGCCCCCUGCGCGUCCAGGUCAACGAUUGAUCCAACCGACUCCGACCCGUCACCAACCAAGGGCAAGAACUGCUCCGUCCUCAAAAGAAGCGCACCCCGCAACUGCAGCGGGGGUUAUCAAAUCAGCAGGAGCAACAGCUCUGGAGGGCGCAGCACAGCAAGACGUGAACAAAGAGCAGAAACCGGGAACCACAGUCUACGACGUUGUGCCAGCUAAUUUAAAUGUUGUCCAGCAAGCCUAUCCUGUUCGUAAGUUCAGUUCGACACUCACGGUGUUUUCGACUGGUCGUCCCGAUACUUCGAGCUGGUGCGGGUCAGACCGCAUUUCACUCUGGCUUCGAGCCGGAGGAAUCGAGCACAGGCCGAACGCGGCAGGUUCGGGCAGAGGAGCGGAGAGGGAAUGUCGGCUAACAUGGCUUGCGGUGUGUCCCUCGUAGUCAAAACAACGACCACGCGAAAUCCGGAACAUGGCAAGCAUGGCGGAACAGGAACACUACUCAGAAUAAAGCUACGAGCCGGUCAAAAUUUUUUGGCGGCGGCGGUGCCUGACCGAGAUGGUCGGCGGCGGCGGCGGCGACCGCCGUCACAUGGUGUGACAGCGUUUGGCGGCACGUGGAUGAAAAGAUUAGCAAUAUACGCCAUAAUAGACGGGGUGGGGCAAGUUGAAACUUUUUUUUCUUAGAAAAUCGUCCUAAUAGACCUCUACCCGAGAAACGUCAUCAUGGCAUUGGUAGACAGACUGAAACAAACAAAUCUGAAGGGGAGGGCUGGGUUCUACGAAUGGGCAUUUGCUCGCUGCCUGCUCUUGAAAGAAAAGUACGAGCGAAGGUCGAGGUCCCUUUCAGGAACCAUCGCAAUCCCCUCAAGACCGUGGCUUUCGCGCGCGAACUUGUUCGCCACUAGCUUGGAGCGUAGUUCAAGUCUACCAAAUUGGAGCCGCUGUCGAACACUAUGACGUCAUUUGUUCACAAACAGGGAGACGUCUAUUCUGAACGUUCCUGGUGGUGUAGGCAUUUCAGUGCACUAGCUGCACGGUUGAUCCCUCUGGAAACUGUGGAAUAGAAAUGACGCGAAUAUUGCUUGACAGUAUGACCAAAGCGACGUAGCAACAGGCUACGGGUGGGUUCAAUCAAUUGGGUAUUGCACAAGGCAGGAAUCUGUGAUUUGCCGUGCAGUCACGACAAACGUAUAUAGGUCUUUGUUACUAUACAAUCCCAGUGUGACCAGCCUUUGCCAACAUCACACUGAACCCACUCCUUGUUCCCUUAGUACUUCUCAUGUCCCACCAGACAGUAAUAUUCCAUGAAGUCAGCCACAACAGUAAUUGGGCGCCGUUUAUUCCUCCGUCUUUGCUCUGCUCAAUGUUUGCCGUGUUUGAUUUUUCCUGCGACGUACACUGUUGAAACAUAACUUCACCACAUGGCACGCUCCUAGCCAACCACGAUUCCGAAUGAUAUCAUGCUGUAUGAUGAUUCGUUCGAAAACAGGGGGAGGAGUCUAUCUGGGACAUGCAUAAUCUGUCCUAGAUAGGCGCCUCCUCCCAUUUUCGGCAAAUAAGAGCAGAGAAUGGUAUCAUUCGGAAUGAUGGUUGGCUAGGAGCUUGCUAUGUGGUGAAGUUCUGUUUUAACAGUGUACAUACAACCUUUACGUUUCCAAGUUGAAGCACUUGUUGCAUUAUGCGGCACUCCACCCUGAGCCAGUUCCGGGCGGUGCAGGACCAGUUCUGAACUAGCGCAGCACUAGGCCCGCUCCAGUUCAACGGUUCAACACUAGUGCCGCCGCGAAACGAAUAUCGAAGUGCAGCGCAAGUGCAGGCCUUCUGCUCUCCGCAAGUCUUAACACCGCUACGGAUUGUAAGAACGCGUGUGACAUUUCAAUCACACGUGCAUCUGUAGUGAACCGUUAUUUCGACUUCGAGUUCAAACGUCUCUUCCGCCAUUUACAUUAACUAUUAUUUGCCUUGAGUCGUCUGCUGCCAUUCCCGCCAUUACUCUGCACUACCGUUGAACUGACCCCUGCGGGAGUGCAGAGUUUCCUUACACUAGGGCUACACUUGGCGUGCACUGGUUUGAAAAGAACGAGGCGGUGCAGGGGGCGUUCGGCUGCACUGGCAAAACGAAUGGGCGAGUGCAGCACCACCGGAACUGGUUCAGGCAGUGCAGGCCUGGUCGAACGUACACUCUUAAAAAUGAACUUCACCACAUAGCACGCUCCUAGCCAACCACC
Messenger RNA from Ornithodoros turicata, 2537 nucleotides. RefSeq names its product diacylglycerol kinase kappa-like. The record is from RefSeq and is a predicted model, not a curated record. The coding region runs from base 104 to 748 and encodes 214 amino acids. The transcript has 6 exons. NCBI's taxonomy places the organism in Eukaryota, Metazoa, Arthropoda, Arachnida, Ixodida, Argasidae.